Messenger RNA from Carlito syrichta (Philippine tarsier), 2664 nucleotides. RefSeq names its product nucleolar protein with MIF4G domain 1 (gene NOM1). The record is from RefSeq and is a predicted model, not a curated record. Gene Ontology annotation, biological process: ribosomal small subunit biogenesis. Bases 1 to 2592 code for a protein of 863 amino acids. NCBI's taxonomy places the organism in Eukaryota, Metazoa, Chordata, Mammalia, Primates, Tarsiidae. Gene Ontology annotation, molecular function: protein binding; RNA binding. Gene Ontology annotation, cellular component: nucleolus. The transcript has 11 exons.
AUGGCGGCGCCCAGGAGCCCCGGAGGGCCCGGUUCGGGCGGCUACCGGGGGCGCGUGGCCCGCCCGAAGCGCAGAGGCGGGCGCGGGCCUCCCCGCGGUCCUGGGGGCAGGGGGAAGGGGGCCCGGGAGCGGCUCAAGUUAGCGGUGGAGGAGUUCGUGCAAGCGACUUCCGUCGACGAGGUCCACGGGGGCAGCGAGGGGCGCGGCGCCGCCCUGGGCUGCCGCCCAGGCGGGAGGAAAAGCCGCAAGGAGCUGAGAAAGGAGAAGCGGCACCUGAGGAAAGCGCGCCGACUGCGGAGGACGGUGGGCCCGGCCCCAGGAGGCAGCGACGGAGUCGAGGAAGCGGACGGCCCCCAGGGGGACAAGGAAGAGGAGAACGCCCGCCCGGCCCGUAGUCGGGCUCCCCAGCCUCCCAAGGAGCCGCGACCGUCCCGCGCCAAGGUUAAGGCUCCUCCCGGGAAGACCAGACCCACCGCAGCCGCCACCGCCGCUUCUGCCCGAAAACGGGCACUUCUAGCGGCCAACGAGGAGGAGGACCGAGAGAUACGAAAGCUGGAACGGUGCCUCGGCUUGAACAAGCGCAAAAAGAAGGGCGACAGUCACUCCAUACCGCUUAGCUUUGCACGCGAUGGGCUAGACUAUAUUCUGGGAGCCCUGGAGUCUGGGAAAAAUAGCGGCUUGUACGAAAGCAGUGGGGAGGAGGAGGAUGAUGCUGGACAGACACUCGCGGAAAGUGAUUUAGAAAGUGACUCCGAGAGCGACAGUGAGGAGGAGAAGGAAGGGGAAGACGAAGAUGUAGAAAAGGAAAGGAAAGAGCAGGAAGCGGGAGCGCCGAGUGAAGAGGAGGAGGGCGAGGAAGACGGGAAUGUAGAACAGCGAAAGGAGGAGGAAAUGGAAGGGGCAGCGCAGGCGAAACGGAGAAGAAAAAGAGUCCGUUUUGCAGAAGAUGAAGAAAAGAGCAAAAAUUCCCCGGAGGACGGUGACACAACAGAUCAGAGUCUUUGUGAAAGUGGUGAAAAGUACAUCCCACCUCAUGUGAGGCGAGCUGAGGAGACAGUGGACUUCCGGAAGAAAGAAGAACUAGAAAGGCUAAAGAAGCACGUGAAAGGUCUAAUUAACAGAUUGAGUGAGCCCAACCUGCCAUCCAUCAGUGGACAACUGGAGGAGCUGUACAUGGCCCACAGCAGGAAGGACAUGAAUGACACCCUGACUGCCACCCUCAUGGAUGCCUGUGUCACCACCUCGGCCAUGCCCAGCAGGCUGAUGAUGGAGCAUGUUCUGCUAGUCAGUGUCCUUCACCACACAGUGGGAAUUGAGGUUGGUGCUCACUUUCUGGAGGCUGUGGUGAGGAAGUUUGAUGAUGUCUAUAAAAAUGGAGGUGAAGGGAAAGAAUCUGAUAACUUGUUUGCCAUCAUUGCCCAUUUAUACAACUUCCAUGUGGUGCAGUCUCUCCUCAUCUUUGAUAUUUUGAAAAAACUGAUUGGAACGUUCACAGAAAAAGAUAUUGAACUGAUCUUGCUAAUGCUGAAAACUGUGGGCUUUUCAUUGAGGAAAGAUGAUGCUUUGUCACUUAAGGAAUUGAUCACUGAAACCCAGAGCAAGGCCAGUGGAGCAGGCGGCAAGUUUCAGGACCAGACCAGGAUUCGGUUUAUGCUAGAGACAAUGUUGGCACUGAAGAACAAUGACAUGCGUAAAAUUCCAGGCUAUGACCCUGAGCCCGUGGAGAAACUGAGGAAAUUGCAAAGAGCUUUGGUCCGUAACACCAGCUCAGGUUCUGAAACUCAGCUCCGUGUCUCCUGGGAUAGCAUCUUGAAUGCUGAGAAGACAGGUCGCUGGUGGAUUGUGGGGUCCGCCUGGAGCGGAGCCCCAAUGAUUGACGACAGUCAUCACACAAACCUGCAGAAGCAGCUUGCAGGAACGGUUAGCUCAAAGAUGCUGGAACUUGCCCGUAAGCAGAGGAUGAACACCGACAUCAGGAGAAAUAUAUUCUGUACCAUAAUGACAAGUGAAGAUUUUUUGGAUGCAUUUGAUAAGCUUCUAAAGCUUGGACUUAAGGAUCAGCAAGAGAGAGAAAUAGUUCAUGUUCUUAUGGACUGCUGCCUUCAAGAGAAAACUUACAAUCCCUUCUAUGCAUUCUUAGCUAGCAAGUUUUGUGAAUAUGAAAGGAGAUUUCAGAUGACUUUCCAGUUCAGCAUCUGGGACAAAUUUCGGGACUUAGAAAAUUUGCCAGCUACUAAUUUCUCUAACUUGGUUCAUCUGGUGGCCCACUUGUUGAAGACAAAGUCACUUUCACUUUCCAUCUUAAAGGUAGUUGAAUUCAGUGAAUUGGACAAACCCAGAGUACACUUUUUACGAAAAGUAUUAAAUAUGCUGUUAAUGGAAACGGAAGUUGAAGACCUUGGUUUGAUUUUUGCAAGAGUGUGUGACAACCCCAAGCUGGGGAUGUUGCGUGAAGGUUUGAAGCUUUUCAUUAGUCACUUCUUGCUAAAGAAUGCCCAGGCCCACAGAAGUGCUGACGAAGCCAGCAUGCUGAGAGAGAGAGUUGACGUUGCAACGAAGUCUCUGCAAGGAAAAGCUUCCUUAAGAAUGUAGUCAGAGAAAAAGACUUCAGUGUGGUCCUUUGUAAACCCAAAGGCCUAUUCUGUUGUCUGUGUAAAAGCUUUG